This is a messenger RNA of Talaromyces amestolkiae, 1266 nucleotides long. RefSeq lists its product as uncharacterized. Gene Ontology annotation, cellular component: endoplasmic reticulum tubular network. Bases 1 to 1266 code for a protein of 421 amino acids. The record is from RefSeq and is a predicted model, not a curated record. The transcript is spliced from 2 exons. Gene Ontology annotation, biological process: endoplasmic reticulum tubular network organization. Lineage: Eukaryota; Fungi; Ascomycota; Eurotiomycetes; Eurotiales; Trichocomaceae.
AUGGUCUCACUCUGGCCUUGGAAGGCCGAAGACMCCUCCCCCGCCUCAUUCGAGAAAACACUCUCAACCCUCUCCACAAAAGCGACAGAGACAAACACCCAGCUCGACAAGCUCCGUCAACAAGCGCGUCGCUUCAAGGCACUGUGGACGCUGUACUCGGUGUUUAUCUAUUUACUGUAUUCGACAAUCGAUGUGCUGGUGCUGGGAUGGCAGAAAUGGGGGUAUUGGGAAUGGGGGGCUGUGCUGGGUGGUCCUUUUGUGUUUGUCUUCCAAUCCCCGAGGUAUUUCAAUUUGGGUGCUGAUAAGGGCAGGAUAUACACCGUCCGAACCGUCGCAAGCCGAAUGUUCGAUUACCGCAUAAACCGGUCCCAGACCUAUUUAGACAGUCUCAACAAACAACGAGACGAGACAAUUGAAAAGUUGAAAGUCGCAACAAAAUACAACUCGACGCAGCAGUUGCUCGAAAAGUAUGGCGGAGAAUCGCCAAAGCCGAAGUCAACAAACAAGAAUGCUGGCAAUAAGAAGAAGGACAACAAUCAGCAACAGAAGCAACAAACGCAGGGCACCAUCCCAGAAAGAACGGGAAUUCCACCCCCGCCAACAGCGAAUAUUAGACGAUAUCCGCAGAAUGAUGCUGCACCAUCACCGACAUACAAUCAACCGCGACUCUCUCCUCGGAAUGAGAAACCAUUACCGCCUCCUCCAUCUACAGAUAUAACUUAUCCCGAUCAACCCGGAUUUGCGCCCAAUGCAUUUCCGCCUUCGGCACAGCCGCAGUAUGCCUCAGGCGGAACAUCGAAAUGGUACGACCGUCUGAUGGAUGUAUUGCUGGGCGAAGACGAAACGUCCCCUAAGAAUAGGCUGGUUUUGAUAUGCCAGAAUUGUAGGCUUGUCAAUGGCCAAGCACCACCCGGAAUCAAGAGUUUGGGUGAAUUGGGGAGAUGGAGGUGUGGGAAUUGUGGGGCGUGGAAUGGCGAGGAGACUGAGGCUAGAAAGGUUAUCGCUGAUAUUCAGCGGGAAGUUACAGAAGAUCAGGAGGCUGCCAAACCGUCUGAAGAUGUGAAAUCCGAAUCUGAGGAGAAUGAUGAUGGUGAAUUGAUCAGGAGGGAGGAGGAGGAGGAGGAUGAGGAAGAUGUUGAGGACGAGCAGUCCGAGAAAGAAGAAGAAAUCCAGUCGAUUCCUGAGAAAACAGGGACGACUCAGUCUGAAAUGCAACCACAAAGUGGAGUAGAGACAAGGUCUCGAAGCAAGAAGGGCAAGAAAUAA